AUGCCUCAAGCACAGCCAGAGUUGAAGAAGUACCUCGACCGCCGCCUGUUUGUACAGCUCAACGGCAGUCGCAAGGUCAUUGGUGUCCUUCGCGGUUACGAUGUCUUCUUGAACAUCGUCUUGGAUGAUGCUGUCGAGGAGAAAGCUGGCGGCGAGAAGGUCAGAAUCGGCCAAGUCGUAAUCCGCGGAAAUUCGGUUGUUAUGUUGGAAGCGCUGGAACGCAUGGACGAACACGACCGACGAUGA
Aureobasidium melanogenum CBS 110374 is the source of this 246-nucleotide messenger RNA. RefSeq names its product like-Sm ribonucleoprotein. Lineage: Eukaryota; Fungi; Ascomycota; Dothideomycetes; Dothideales; Saccotheciaceae. The record is from RefSeq and is a predicted model, not a curated record. Gene Ontology annotation, biological process: spliceosomal snRNP assembly; mRNA splicing, via spliceosome. Gene Ontology annotation, cellular component: catalytic step 2 spliceosome; P granule; SMN-Sm protein complex. Gene Ontology annotation, molecular function: RNA binding. The transcript has 4 exons. The coding region runs from base 1 to 246 and encodes 81 amino acids.